Molecule: messenger RNA, 3993 nt
Organism: Trichechus manatus latirostris (Florida manatee)
Lineage: Eukaryota; Metazoa; Chordata; Mammalia; Sirenia; Trichechidae
Gene: APOLD1
Product: apolipoprotein L domain containing 1
Exons: 2
Coding region: 1-867 (288 amino acids)
Biological process (GO): lipid transport; regulation of endothelial cell differentiation; lipoprotein metabolic process
Cellular component (GO): extracellular region; membrane
Molecular function (GO): lipid binding
Source: RefSeq, a predicted model, not a curated record
AUGGCAAAUUCACAGAAUGAGACAAGGCUUUCCCAGGGCGGCCAUUGGCCCUCGGGAACUAUAAAGCAGUCUCAUCCAGAAACAGCCUCAUAUUUUCCUUUCCCGGAGGCAUCCAAGUGGAUGGCCAUGGAGAGGCCGGAGGCCUGGGAGCCGCAGGGCGCGGACUCGCUGCGGCGCUUCCAGGGGCUGCUGCUGGACCGCCGGGGUCGCCUGCACGGCCAGGUGCUGCGCCUGCGCGAGGUGGCCCGGCGCCUCGAGCGCCUCCGCAGGCGCUCCCUGGCGGCCAAUGUGGCGGGCAGCUCGCUCAGCGCCGCGGGCGCUGUGGCCGCCAUCGUGGGCCUCUCGCUCAGCCCCAUCACCCUGGGGGCCUCGCUUCUGGCGUCGGCCGUGGGGCUGGGGGUGGCCACCGCCGGAGGGGCCGUCACCAUCACUUCCGACCUCUCCCUGGUCUUCUUCAACUCCCGGGAGCUGCGGAGGGUGCGGGAGAUCGCCGCCACCUGCCAGGACCAGAUGCGCGAGAUCCUGAGCUGCCUGGAGUUCUUCUGCCGCUGGCAGGGCCGCGGGGACCGCCAGCUGCUGCAGUGCGGGAGGAACGCCUCCGUCGCCCUGUACAACUCUGUCUAUUUCAUCGUCUUCUUCGGCUCACGUGGCGUCCUCAUCCCCAGGCGGGCCGAGGGGGCCACCACGGUUAGCCAGGCCGUGCUGAAGGCCAAGAUUCAGAAACUGGCCGAGAGCCUAGAGUCCUGCACGGGGGCUCUGGACGAGCUCAGCGAGCAGCUGGAGUCCAGGGUACAGCUCCGCACCAAGUCCAGCCGUGGCCACGCCCACGAGACCUCUGCUGAUCAGCCCGCGGGACUGUUUUUCUGAGAACAUCCUUUCCCCCUCAUGACCAAGGCCAGAAACCAUCCCCAUGGGAUGCUCCAGAUUUAUAGCUCCCUCAGGAAAACACCAAGCUGGGUCAGGAGGUGAAUGCAAAGGAUGAGAAAAAACUGUUUUGAAGUGGGUGGGGCCUCACAGUCGUUUUCCUAUCACUGUGACAUCCUGCAUGGGGCUCCGUGCUAAUAAUGACUUUCCACUUGCGUUAUCCCAGUGGGGUACGUGACCUGAAAACUGUUUUUCCUUUAUCGAAAACUUUCAGUCUUCACACAGCUAAGCCAAAGUACUUGGUCACUCCGGUUUUCAAGUUAAGGGGUCUCUGCCCCUGCUGUGGUGGUUUGAGCUGAGGCUGGAGAGCGUAGAGAGACACAGCCACGCUCUGGGUCGUCUCUGAGACCCACUAGGCUUCCCAGGUCCUUAAAAUCCUCGUGAGAGGUUAGCUCUAAAACCUCUCUUCCGAGUUUCUGAGUACAAAAAACCCCGGAGUCCAAAGCAGGCUAGACCCCCUCUGAACGAACGUUCCAGGAGGAUUCAGGACCUAGACAGGGCCCUCCCUUCACCUCUCAGCUCACCCACUCACGGAACCAGCCUGCAAAUGGAGUGGACCUUUUCUGGGUGGCUGUGGGCUGAGCUUUCAAACCCAACCUCCAGGUAUUCUGAUAGAGGGAAAAAAAGUAAGCCGGCAUCUAAGUCCUGCCCCCUUGCAUAAAGCAGCUAAGGCCAAGAAAGAUGGAGUGACGAAAAUUUGUAUUUACUGAUAUCACAGUGUAGAGAAAAGAGCAGUGGUUUCUGAGUUAGACGGUUCUGAGUUUAUUAUCGGCUUUGUCACAAACUAUGUGAUCUUGGCCAAUUAAUCUCUGAGACUUAGCUUGUUGGCCCUGUAAAACAGAGAUGAUAAAACAUCACCCUGUUGUGAGAUAUUAAAUAAAGUGCCUAGUACAGUGUCUGGCACACAAAGUGUGGUACCUGGACUGGCAACAUUAGCAUCACCUUGGAACUUGUUAGAAAAGCACAUUCUUAGACCGACCCUUGACUUACAGAAUCAGAAACUCUGGGGGUGUGGCCCAGCAACCUGUGUUUAAACAAACCCUCCAGAUGGUUGUAAUGCACACUAAGGUUUGGGAACCAGUGUAACAAUGAGACUUCAUGAAGACACACCGCCUCUCUAGGGGCUACAUGGUCUUCAGAGUCAUUCAUAGAAGGUCGAGGACAGACUUCGUCCCAUAAGCAAACGAAAGUGUGUGCGUGAUUGCUCAUCAGCGCAUCUUCGGGCCCUUUCCCACCGUCUGAACUAAAGGCUGUGACACAGAAAGCCCUUUAGAGGGCAGCAUUGCCCACUCAUUGUCCACACUGGUACAGAAAGGAAUGUGAACUUAAAGGGACUGACCUUUCUCUAUUACCUUCUCCGAAAACCACCAGACCGUGUAUUUUUUAAUUUAUUUCAGGUUCCUUAUUUAAUUACUGUUUAUUAUUUGCAUUUAAUUUUAUUUAAGCACCAUAUUUAGAAAAUAAUAGAAAUAGCAAGUUUUUGAAUGGGAGACCACUGGGGCUCUCUUAAAGAGAUGAGGUUGAGUUUUACUUUCUAAGGCAGAGCAUCAGCUGGCAAUAGCACUGCUCUCCUUGAAUAAGUCUCUCCCUUCAGGGAGAAUUUUUUUUUUUAGUGUUUUAAAUGAGCCUUUUAAGUAAGUGCGGGAAGUUCUGGGAAACCCUGGUGGUGGAGUGGUUAAGAGCUAUGGCUGCUAACCAAAAGGUCAGCAGUUUGAAUCCACCAGGUGCUCCUUGGAAACUCUAUGGGGCAGUUCUACUCUGUCCUAUAGGGUUGCUAUGAGUUGGAAUCGACUCGAUGGCAAUGGGUUUUACGGGGAUGUUCUGAAUAGAGAGACCAGAAUCUGAGCUUAAGCUUGUAAAUGGAGGCUUGAAUUGAGGGAUAUGUAAAUGAUGCAAGUAUACCUAUCCUGAAGGUACUCUGCCAGUGGAUGACACUUGGCCUGGAAGGAGAACCUAUUUAGGGCAGGAAACAAUAACAACUAGAGAUGUGUGAAGGAAGUAUGAUGAUGUGUUGUUUCCACUUUGGGGUCCGUAAGAACUCUGUAAGCUCUCUCUAAGAAAAUACUUAUAUUGUCUUCAUUUUUCAUUCCUACAACUGUAAUAUUGAAAAAAUAUGUUAAAAAAUCUUUGGGACCACACACAGAAACUUGGCUGUAUUCUUUAAUUAUUUAAUAUACUAUACAUUUAGCAACUCUACUCCACCGUUCCCAGUGAUGGCAGUGUGUCUGAGGGAGUAUAGUUUCAGUGCUGGGAGGAGGAGCUGGUAUUUCUAUACGUUAAUUAUUCCUAUAAAUUGCAGUUCAUUUGCAUCCUGGCUUAUUUUGAAGUUGAUAUUGGUUUCUUUUUAAACUGGUGUCCUUUUCUAGCCUACCCUGCACAGGUGCUAGAAUUUUACAUCACCAGAAUGUACUUCAUAUUGUCGUUCGUGGUUUUUAUGUCUUAAAGGUACAGCCACUCCCUAACUUCUUUUUUUUUUUAAUGCUUAAGUUUGAUUUGUUCUUCCAGUGCCUAAGCUAUUCCUUGGCAAUAAACUGGGCACCUUUGGAAGUAGUAGCAAACUUUUCCUAUCAUUAGGGUAUCUUGAAUGUAUCAAAGUCCUAACUUCUGAAGUUAUAAUUUACAUCUAAAGAAGAGCGCCUACUUUGGAAGGAUACUUUGCACACCAUAGAAGCUCAUUGAAUGCAUCUGAAUACUUUAAUUAACUGCUUAGCUAUGUUAUACCAAUUUGUUAAUAAUGAAACAUUAUCCAUUCUGUUACGAGCCUGUUACGAAGAUUGGAGCCUUUACCAGGAUUUAGUCAAAUUCAGUUAAAUUGAUCCUAGAGACAAGUAUAUAUUUAUUUCUUUCAUGGGAAUGUGAGUAAGGCUUCUCUUUAAGGCAUUCAUUCCAUAAACAAACAGGUUGAAAAUGGUAUGUUGUACAGGGAAGAAGGGAGAGGGGUAUUUAGAUUACAAGUGUACUUCAGAAAAAUGUCAGAAUUUGAAAAAUAAACGUGUUUGUGCUAAAUGUUUAAGUUGUUCUCUCUUAGUUUCUCGGGUUUGCAAUCAUUUGGAUUGUUUUAUUUCACAA